AUGGAUGCUUCAGAUAAAACCAAGGAUGCAAAGUACAUUGCCAAAUUGUUGCGGGAUGUCAUAAAAGAGGUUGGCCCGUCAAAUGUUGUUCAUAUUGUCACCGACAAUGGUUCAGCCUUUGUUAAGGCUGGAGAGAUGAUGCUGGAGCGAUACCCUAUUUAUUGGACUCCUUGUGCUGCACAUUGCAUUGGUCUAAUAUUUGAAGAUAUUGGGAAGCAAGAGUCGGUGGCUAAUGUCAUAAAUAAGGCUAGGAAAUUAACCAACUACAUUUACAAUCAUGGUUGGCUAUUGGCUCAGAUGAGGAUCUUCUGUCAAGCAGAUUUGGUCAGACCCAGUUCAACUCAAUUUGCGACAAACUACAUCACCAUCAAUAACAUCUUAAAUAAGAAAGCUGAGUUGAGGCAACUUUUUACAAGUGAGGAAUGGUAUAAUAGUCGAUUCAGUGAAUCAGAAGAGGGGAAGAGAAUUGAAAGUCAGUCCUUGAUCAUAGAUUUUGGGAUACCAUGGAAGGAGUGCAAUCCAUCAAUGAGCCUUUGUAUAGCAUCCUGCGAAUUGUUGACACAGAGAUAUCAAUAUGAAUAUGAAACAGGGGUUGGCCACAAUAAAGAGUUACUUUCAGGACUCCAAUGCGUGUUUGAGAGGUUGAACCCAACUGGGGAUAGAGGUUUGCAAGCAUUUGGGGCUGAGGUGAUAAAUUUUAGAGACUGUAGAAAGACAUUUCGCACUGAGAUGGCCAUCAAAUCAAGAAAAUCGAUCCCCUUAGUAGAAUGGUGGAAUCUUCAUGGUGAUUCUGCCCCAAACUUGCAAAAAAUUGCUAUGCUUAUAUUGUCACAGAUAGCAUCAUCAUCGGCAUGUGAGCAAAAUUGGAGUACAUUUUCUCUUAUUCACACGAAACAAAGGAACUAUCUCGCAUAUACUAGGCUGGAAAAGAUUGUCUUUUGCUAUUAUAAUAUGAAACUUAAGCUACGUAAUGAAGAGGCCGAAAUAAACAAGGUUGCAGAAAAUGACUACAUAGACCUUCUUGACAUUCCAGGGCAACCAUCUGAUGAUGAUAAUAAUCCAAUUCAACAAUGGAUUAUGACAACUCACUUGGAUGAUGAACAAGGCAACCCUGAUGCCGUUAUAGCACAACAUGCUGCCCAAGAAGGAGUUGAUGUUGAUAAAGUCAUAUCCGAAGAUGUUAGGAGUGGAAAUACUUCAUCAUUUGAAAGGGAUAUGCUUGGACCUCGGCAAGGUCAAAGACGUCCCUUGAGAGACGAUGCCAGUGCUAGUAGAAAGGAAAGUUCAUCCAAUUCGUCGGAUAAUGAUGGAGGAAGUAAUGCUGGAUCAGGAGGUAAUGAAGAAGGAAGACAAUAUAGCCCAUUUACUGUUGAGGAUGAUUUUACUCAUGCCACCCAAGAUGAGGAUCAUGGAUGCAGAGAAGCUGGGCCAGGCAUUGGCCCAAUUGGGAAGCAAUACUCAAAGAAAAGAAGCCAACCAAUCAAUCCAUCUGAAGAGGACAUGGCGAUCAGUUUUGGAUCUAUGAGGAUAGGAACUAGACCUAGUACAAACUCAAAUGAAUCUUAUGAUGGCUAUGGUUAUGUCAUGUCUGAUUAUAGUGGAACUAGUUAUGGAGCUCAAGAUGAUGAAACAUAUUAUGGACUUACUAGUUGGGUUAAUCCUAACUAUCCUAUAUAUGGGAGGACAGUAGGGAGUUAA
Prunus persica (peach) is the source of this 1698-nucleotide messenger RNA. RefSeq lists its product as uncharacterized. NCBI's taxonomy places the organism in Eukaryota, Viridiplantae, Streptophyta, Magnoliopsida, Rosales, Rosaceae. The record is from RefSeq and is a predicted model, not a curated record. Bases 1 to 1698 code for a protein of 565 amino acids. Gene Ontology annotation, molecular function: protein dimerization activity. The transcript has 3 exons.